ACCGGAGUACCCCGACCGCCCGGGGCGGGCCCGCCCCGCAGGGAGCUGCUGGAGGCGGGGCAGGAGCCCCUGUGUCCCGCGGCUGAAAUAGGGGGAGGGCCUGGUCUGCUCCCAGCCCAGGUGGCCGCUGCUCGCUGAGCGCCCCGCCGUGCUGAGCCGCGCCGCCUGCGAGAUUGAAAUGUUUAUCUGCAAACUACACCAGAAGUGCCCUGGAGUGAAAACAAUACCUUCACCACUGCCUGCUGUACAGGAAAAGUGACUGGGAAUCAGACAGUCUUUUUCACGGAGUUUGAAGAGCUCGGGACAUACUUGCCAGCUGCCCGCUGCUCCCCUGUGUCAUCUCACUUUCAGCUUUCAGCUUAAUUGAAAUCUGCAAAAAUUCUCUGCUGCAAGAAAACGGGGGUGAUGUCAUCAGAAGAUGAUGCUGGCGGGGAGGCUCCUGGGGGCAGUUUCUGGGAGGCUGGAAACUACAGGCGGACAGUGAAGCGUGUGGAUGAUGGGUACCGGCUCUGCAAUGACUUAAUCUCCUGCUUCCAGGAGCGAGCUAAGAUAGAGAAGAACUAUGCCCAGCAGCUAACAGAGUGGUCCCGUAAGUGGAGGACCAAUGUGGAGAAAGGUCCACAGUAUGGUACUCUGGAGAAGGCCUGGCAUGCCUUCCUGACAGCUGCAGACAAACUGAGUGAAAUUCACUUAGCUGUCCGGAACCACCUGGCUGGCGAAGACUCGGAUAAGAUCAAGGCCUGGCAGAAAGAGGCCUACCACAAGCAGAUGAUUGGAGGCUUCAAGGAGACAAAGGAGGCAGAGGAUGGGUUCCGCAAGGCCCAGAAACCCUGGGUGAAAAAGAUGAAAGAUGUGGAGAUUUCCAAGAAAAAUUAUCAUGCAGCCCGGAAGGAUGAGAAAACAGCCCAUACAAGGGAGAACCAUGCCAAGGCAGACUCAUCUGUCUCACAGGAACAGCUACGCAAGUUGCAGGAGCGUGUAGAGAAGUGCACACAGGAGGCUGAGAAGUGCAAGGAUCAAUAUGAGAAGAUGCUGGAAGAGCUGAACCGCUACAAUCCUCGCUACAUGGAGGACAUGGAACAAGUGUUUGAGGGCUGUCAGGAAGCAGAGCGCAAGCGAUUGUGCUUCUUUAAGGAGAUGUUCCUGAAUCUGCACCAGCAUCUCAACCUCUCCACCAGUGAAAGCUUUCAUGCGUUGUAUCGAGAUCUCUACCAAGUCAUCAUGGCUGCGGACAACCAGGAGGACCUGAAAUGGUGGCGCAACACUCAUGGACCAGGCAUGGCAAUGAAUUGGCCUCAGUUUGAGGAAUGGUCCCUCGAAACACAGCGGCCAAUCACCAAGAAGGAGAAGAGUGGCAAGAUGGCUGAUGAUGUCACGCUGACUAGCAUUUUGCCUGCACGGGAUGGUGUUGUCUCACAGACCCCUCUGCAGACAAGGCGAAGGUUUUCCUAUCAAGAGGAGCAGAACAGCCUCUUCUAUGACAGCCUGAGGGCACCCGCCCAUGUGAACGGAGGGAAGGAAGACAUUUCGGAGUGGUCAGAUGAGGACACUCCCAAGAAGUGCCUGGAUGCCAAUGGGCACGAGGAGGACAUAAAGGUACCAGGUGUACGGGUACGAGCACUGUAUGAUUACACAGGACAGGAGGCUGAUGAGCUGAGCUUUAAAGCAGGUGAAGAACUAAUGAAGAUUAGCGAGGAAGAUGAGCAGGGCUGGUGCAAGGGCCGACUUCUCACAGGCCAAGUUGGACUCUAUCCUGCUAACUAUGUUGAGAAGGUUGGAUCAUGAUUGCUACUGCCCUGCUAGUGUCUUGCAGCCAUAUCAGCAUCUCCUGCAGAGGUCACUGGGUUACUGCUGGCCCCAAUCCACUUUUGCAGUAUAUCCAGCAACUUCUGGACUUUGAGGGCACGUAUUCCAUGUAACUAAUGCUUCAUUUUAAAUGCCUAGACCUGUAAGGAUUUUCUAAUAAAUAAACAAGGAUGAGUAAAGACUUUUCUGACUGUGAGCACUGCAGGAGUGCAGAAGGGAAUAGAUCCUCUUGACUUUCACUCAGUGAAGGGAGAUAAGCAACACAUGCAACUCCUCAAAAUAGAGAAAGCAGCCUUCCUUGGCUUCAAUGCAUAUGCAUCCAUAGGGUGGUGGGGUCUGCCCUGCCCCCAGGCUUCCUGUUCAAGGAACUUUGGAUAUACAGGGCAAUAGGGAACUUCUAGUAUUGCUUCCCCUUUUUGGCUCAAUCAAGCUGACUGGUGGAAAUCUAUUUAUUCUCCCAUCUCUUUCAGAAGUCUUCAGUAUCCUUCACCUGCAGGCUUGUUGGCUCCCCUGGUAAGGUAGCUUCAACAAUCUGGAUGUCCCCUCCCACUGCAGUCAGAUUUUUUUUUUGGGGGGGGGGGUAAUGCCAGGAGUUAAUGAUAGUAUAGCUUGGGGACAGGAGAAAGAGGCUUCUAUCUUGCAUGAUGUGGCUGUUCAGGCUGACAAGUUGUGAACAGAACUGUGGCAGCAGGUUGGAGUUGACUCAAUGUUCCCAGAGCUAGAAUGGGCCAUGACACACACUGAAGUCCGGUAUUAACAAAGAGGCAGCCACAUUCCAGAGCUGUUCUGCUUAGCACCCCUAAAUGUACCAGUAUCUGUUGGGGUUUCUAAUGCUUCUAGAUUGUUUUGGCUAUAUACCUCUGUCCUUCAUGAACACUCAGUGCACAGCAGAGACCCUCUUUUUUCCUUCUACAUAUUCUUGCCUCUUGCAUGCUAGAAGCCUACUCCCUGCUUUGCCAAAGACCACUACACUGUGAUGAAGGGUAGCAGUGUGUGGAAGUUACCUCCUGGCUGGGACAUCAUUAGCUGUAGAGGGAUAACUCUCCUUCUGGUCCUGAAUUGCUGCAGGUCUAUUUAUGCCCAGUUGUUAAGUGCCAUUCACCAGGGAGGACCUAUCAAACCUCUUUAUCUGGCUUGUCUUUCUGCCCUUGAAAGCCUCUGAGGCUGCUGAGACAAAGUGGGGUCCUGAUCCUAGUGCUCUGCAUAUUCAAACAUGAGGACUGAUGGACAGAUUCUGUAUAGGAUAAGCAUAAGAGCUUGAGGGAACAAAAAAAGGGAAAAGCUACUGUGUUUGGAAAAACAAACAGUAGUUUAAAAACUGUUUACUUAAUACAUCUGCUUAAAACUCUUGUUGAGAGGCACUGUGUGUUUGUAGUAGCCUCCUGUAGUGAAAUUCUUAUUCUGGGUUAGCACAUGUGAGGAACUUGGUUAAGUCAGACACAAAACUCAGUCAAGCCUCCACCAACCACACCAGGGCAAACUGCUUCAGGGCUGUUUGGAAAAGGGGUGACUCAGAUACGGAAGUUUAAAGUCAUAGGUGAGCAUUUGGGAUUAAAUGACUGCAGAAUGUUAACAGCAGCUAUUGAACCAAAAUGGAUGUUUAACAAGUGUAGACUGAAAAGGAUGUGGGGAUACACAGAUUCAAACACUGUUAACUUGGAGAGAUUAAAGUAUCACAAACAUCUUGUUGCCUGCCUGCCAGACAGAGCAGAAAUUAACCUUUUACAGCACAUUGGAUGCCUUGAAAUGUAGUCUGCCAUGGACAAAGAGAUCUGAGACUAAUGCUAUUUAGUGCUUUUGUAAGACCACAGAAAUGUAUCAGCUGUUGAAAGGUCUUGGUCAAAGUAUCCCUAGCACUGUACUUUCUGAAUGGGGGAAAGGGGUGCAAACCAAAAGAACAAGUCUAAAGCAGUUUGUUCUGAAUCAAUAAUGUCAUUUCUCAAGAACAGAGAAAGUAUUCCCAAAAAGCAAUUAAAGAUGUGAGCAACGGACACCAAAAGUGCCUGAAUUUGUCUAUGAAUUUACCUAUUAUUCUAGGUUCAAUAUUUGAAGAAACCUCUAAGCUUCUGCCAUGUAAUUAGAGAUGUUUGGUGUAUAAGCACUUGGAUUUAAUUAAAGAUCUUGUCUCUGAUUUCAGUACUAUGUCCCAGGUAAAGUACCGUCAGUGUUGUACAGUAAUUGCAAGUGUUCCACUUGCUGACCCACAACUGAAUGAUUUGUUGCUGCUUUGUCCUCACCCACGUGAAUGUGAAGAGAGCAUGCCUGCUAGGCUUGUGAGGUAAUACAGACAAACGCAGUCAGGGAUAAAAUGACCUGAGAUGUGCUAUAAUGAAUACUGAAAUUUACCUUGCUAGCCUGGAUAUUUUGAAACACUAAUGCUAAGGUUAAAAAAUUCUAGAAGAGGGUUGCGAAGGAUAACAUGGAGGCUUGACUUCAAUUUCUUUCCUAAGUUCUAGUCAGGCUAUAAUUAGGGAUGGAGUUAGGUGUGGCCAGACUGCUACGAGGACAGAAAUGUCCAGUGGACAGGACCUCUGGUUACAGUACAAACAACCUGAAAUUCCACAGGACAAAGUCUGAACAGACUUGUUUGUCCUAGGAAAACACGACCACCUGAUCAUAAUGGGCUGCUUGAAGGUUUCCAGAAAUAGUGACAUACUGCAGCUUAUGUGAACAAGUCCCCUAGAGGAAUGUUUGCACCAGAGAUUGCUGCCAAGAGCUGAAGUAAGGGACAGCAGACAACAUGUCGAGAAUGAAGAAUUGCUUGCCUGGACUGUACCUCAUAAAUUUUGGCAUGGCACUUAGACCUGGCUACCCAAAACCAAAUGGAAUAGUAAAAGACAGCCUGUGUAGUAAUGAACCAGCUGGAGGGAAAAAAAAAAAACCAACCAAACACAUCUAAUGAUCUUAUAUUAAACUAAUAGCUCUGCCUGGAGACUUAGUUUUUCCAUAGAAGCAAAUGAGGUUUUGUUAACCACAAAGGCUGUAGUUGAAACUUGUCAUCCAUGCCAUGCCAAAAGUUUUGUGUGUGAACAAAGAGUUGCACGCAUGAACUAAUUGCUUUAACGUGCCUAAAUUCCAGAAGGCCAGCAAAGCCUAUUCUUCCCCCAUGGCUUCCAUAAAAACAUACAGAUGCAUCUCUGCACCUAAUGGACAACACAGUGAAAACAUUAUCUAGUCAUGUUUUAUUUUUUUAAUAAAGCCAUUUCUUGU
This is a messenger RNA of Grus americana (Whooping crane), 5016 nucleotides long. It is a transcript of the gene PACSIN3, whose product is annotated as protein kinase C and casein kinase substrate in neurons 3. The transcript is spliced from 13 exons. Gene Ontology annotation, cellular component: plasma membrane; endosome; cytoplasm. The coding region runs from base 406 to 1785 and encodes 459 amino acids. NCBI's taxonomy places the organism in Eukaryota, Metazoa, Chordata, Aves, Gruiformes, Gruidae. The record is from RefSeq and is a predicted model, not a curated record. Gene Ontology annotation, biological process: plasma membrane tubulation; cytoskeleton organization; regulation of endocytosis. Gene Ontology annotation, molecular function: phospholipid binding; protein binding.